Messenger RNA from Hyaena hyaena (striped hyena), 1781 nucleotides. RefSeq names its product zinc finger protein 501-like. NCBI's taxonomy places the organism in Eukaryota, Metazoa, Chordata, Mammalia, Carnivora, Hyaenidae. The transcript is spliced from 4 exons. Gene Ontology annotation, molecular function: DNA-binding transcription factor activity, RNA polymerase II-specific; RNA polymerase II transcription regulatory region sequence-specific DNA binding. Gene Ontology annotation, cellular component: nucleus. Gene Ontology annotation, biological process: regulation of transcription by RNA polymerase II. The coding region runs from base 201 to 1661 and encodes 486 amino acids. The record is from RefSeq and is a predicted model, not a curated record.
GCCUCCAGCGACAUCUUGUAAACUUGGUUCUGUCCAGCGCUCGCAAGUGCGGUUAGCUGGGACCGCCCGCGGUAACGGAGCAGGGCCGCGCGGCCCCGGCUGCUCGCAGGCUCAGCGUGGCUGUCGCCUGGGCGGAGCACUGCGGUGCCACGGUCGCCGUGGCGGUUCCCAUCCAGGUUCUGCUUUCAGCAGAAGCACCUAUGGACCCUGCACUGGGCUCCAUGACCUUUGAGGACGUGGCCGUGUACUUUUCCCAGGAGGAGUGGAGGCUACUGGACGAGGCUCAGAGACACCUGUACCGGGAUGUGAUGCUGGAGGUCUUUGCACUUGUUGCCUCAUUGGGCUGUUGGCGCGGAGCAGGGCACGAGGAGGCACCUUCUGGGCAGAGAGUGUGUGUAGGAGCGUCGCACCCCAGUAUGGCGAAGGCAGAUCUGUCCCUCCAGGAGGCCCUCGCCCCGGAGGUGUGCGGCCUGGGCUCUGCAGGGGGUUUGCAUCCAGCCGAGAGCCUGGCCACAAACCCUGGGCAGGAACCGCGGGGGACACCUGAGCCACGCCAGAAGCAGCACAGUCGAGAGAGACACUGGAGGAGGAACACAAAGAGCCGGGCCAUCCCCACCGUGUCACGGACGCCCAGCCCUGCGGGCCCAGGCCGCCUCCAGUGCCAGCUCACUCACAGUGGGGGGACACCCCCUGGGGACAAGAGCUGCACGGAGCCCCUCCACGGACAGCGGCAGUACCAGUGCGGCGACUGUGGGAAAGCCUUCUGCCGGAAAUACAGACUUGCGCAGCACCAGAGAGUCCACACUGGGGAGAGGCCGUACGAGUGCAGCGAGUGUGGGAAAACCUUCAGCUACAAACACAUACUUGUCCAGCACCGCCGAGUGCACACUGGGGAGAGGCCCUAUGAGUGCAGCGUGUGUGGGAAGGCCUUCAGUAACAAACCCACACUCGUCCGGCACCAGCGAAUCCACACUGGGGAGAGGCCUUACGAGUGCAGCGACUGUGGGAAGUUCUUCAGCCAAAGCUCCAGCCUGAGUGAACAUCAGAGGAUUCACACGGGGGCACGGCCUUACAAAUGUGGCGAGUGUGGAAAAUUCUUCACCUCCAACUCCAACCUAAUUAAACACCGGAGAGUCCACACGGGAACAAGGCCUUAUGAGUGCAGCGAAUGUGGGAAAUUCUUUAACCAAAGUCCCAGCCUCAUUAAACACCAGAGAAUUCACACUGGGGAAAAGCCUUAUGAAUGUAGCGAAUGUGGGAAACUCUUUAGCCAAAGCUCCACCCUCAUUAAGCACCAGAGAGUUCACAGCGGAGCGAGGCCUUACAAGUGCAAUGAAUGUGGGAAACUUUUCAGCCAAAGCUUUGGCCUCACUCAACACCAGAGAGUCCACACAGGAGAAAAGCCCUACGAGUGCCGUGACUGUGGGGAAUCCUUUAGCCACAGCACACACCUUACUCAGCACCGGAGAGUUCAUGCUGCAGAGAGCCCUCCCGCGGCCAGGAGCCGUGGCGAACUCUUCAGCCGCGGGGCCGCGCUCACAGACCACCAGACGCUCCACGGCCCAGCUAGACCUCACAAGUGCACUGAAUGCGGGAAAGCCUUCAGCCGCAGGUCUAACCUCGUCCGACACCAGAAGGUUCACAAGGGAGAAAGGCCUUAGAAUGAGCAGGGUUUGCACCCUGUAGACAGCGCUCCCCCCACCCGCCCCCCCGAGCAUGUGGGGGUGGGGCAUAGGGGGUUAGGCUGUAUUAUUCUAACCUGUCCAAGACCCUCAUCCUGU